Messenger RNA from Thrips palmi, 1150 nucleotides. Its product is annotated as tRNA N(3)-methylcytidine methyltransferase METTL6. The record is from RefSeq and is a predicted model, not a curated record. The coding region runs from base 254 to 1078 and encodes 274 amino acids. Lineage: Eukaryota; Metazoa; Arthropoda; Insecta; Thysanoptera; Thripidae. The transcript is spliced from 3 exons.
ACUGGGUCUGGCGACGAGGCCGAAAGCCACAAAUCUGGGUCUGGUCAAGCGCGAGAUCGAGAUCGGCCACGAAGUAUCUGGAGGCGGAAAUCUGGGGCAUGUCGUCAGCCACCUCGUUUGUUCGAGACUGCUGAUAUCGGCAUCGGUUCAUUCUGACCUCUCUCGAAUAAUAACCUAUAGGUACACAUGUUACACGUACACCGACCUCGAAACUACUUAUUGCACGUGCAGCAGAAACAGGAGAUCUUGCAGAAUGGAUCACACAGAAGACACUUCCUUCAAAGGGCAUUGUGCCCGUGUACUCUCAGAAGAAGACCGGGAGAAGCUGCAGAAACAAGACAACCGACUUGUUUCAUCAUUUCAAGCUCAGCAACUUGAAAAAAAUGCUAAAAAGCACUGGGACCUUUUCUACAAACGAAAUGAGACAAGAUUUUUUAAAGACCGUCACUGGACUACAAGAGAGUUUAUUGAACUAGUUGGUUGUGCUGAGAAUAAACGAACUCUUCUUGAAGUCGGCUGCGGCGUUGGGAAUCUCAUUUACCCUCUUGUGGAGGAAGGCAUGAAUUUUUUUGUGUAUGCAUGUGAUUUAUCUCCAAGAGCUGUGGACUUUGUUAAGUCUAAUGUCAAUUAUGAUGAGUCCAGAAUGAAAGCCUUUCAAUGUGAUAUUACUACUGAAAAUAUUUUUGCAGAAAUUUCUUACAGUUCAGUUGACAUAGUUACAUUAAUAUUUGUGCUUUCUGCCAUUCACCCAGAUAAAUUUACUGUCACUUUAAGUAAUAUUUUUAAGAUAUUAAAACCAGGAGGAAUUUUAUUGCUUCGUGAUUAUGGUCUGUAUGAUAUGGCUCAACUAAGGUUUAAGCCUGGCAAUAAAAUAUCUGAAAAUUUCUAUAUGAGACAGGAUGGAACUAGGUCCUAUUUUUUCUCAGAGGAAUAUCUCAAAGAAUUAAUGUUGAAAACUGGAUUUGAAAUUAUAGAAAAUUCCUAUGUCCAAAGAAAAACUAUAAACAUAAAAGAAGAAGUUGAUGCUGACCGAGUUUUCAUUCAAGGAAAAUACCGCAAACCAGCUGUUUGUUCAUAGUUUUGUUCUGUAUGGUUAAAGAAUCAAUUUGUGUAAAUGUGAUUUUUUUUCUAUUAAAAAAAGAAAAAGGUU